Molecule: messenger RNA, 1002 nt
Organism: Camelina sativa (false flax)
Lineage: Eukaryota; Viridiplantae; Streptophyta; Magnoliopsida; Brassicales; Brassicaceae
Source: RefSeq, a predicted model, not a curated record
UUGGAUAUUUUUCAGUGGUUAUCUUGUUUUAGCAAUGAAAGAGAGUAUUAGCAUUAGUUGUUACACAAAUUUCUUUUGUGUGUUAGGUGGACCGUUUGGAGGAAAUAGAGGAUUGAGACCAAUACCACCAGAAAAGGGCAUUUUCCCUAUUGAUCAUUUGCAUCAAUGCGACACGGAGAAGAAAGGUUAUCUAGACUGUCUCAAGUCUUCUGGUCACAAGUCUGAGCAAUGUAGGCAUCUUUCAACGACGUAUCUCGAAUGUCAGAUGCUGCAGCAGAGAUCUCAUGGAUCUGUAACAUCCUCAAGGAACUUGGAAUUCCUCAAUAUCAGCCUCCAGAAUCGUACUGCGACAAUCUCUCGGCUGUGUAUCUCACAGCUAAUCCUGCCUUUCACAAGAAAAGCAAACAUUUUGCUAAUCAUUACCACUACGUUCGCGAAAAGGUUGCUCUCAAAACAGUCAUCGUUAGGCACAUACCUGGUCAUGAUCAAAUCGCGGACAUUUUCACGAAGUCUCUUCCAGUCGGACUGUUCACCUCUCUGCGAUACAAACUCGGUGUGGUCCUUCCUCCCACACAGAGUUUGCGGGGGAGUAUUAGCAGAGUAGCAUCAACAACUGUUCCGAUCUCAGCUCCAAUCUCCUCCGGCAAGAACACGACACAAUUGUCUCAAAUCCAAUCUCAUAUUCACAAAAGUAAAACAGAGAAUGAAGGAGUCGAAGAGAUACCGACAACUGAAGUGACUGAGACAAUGGGCUGUACAUUACCUCGGUCCAGCAAUAGUCCAGCAUUGCAAAAGCCCAAGUUCAACAAUGCAGACAUGCCCAAUAUAUCCAGCAGUGUAGUCAGGCCCAAUAUGCAGAAAAAGUCUUCCUCCUCUCAACGGCUAACUACACCUGCACAAAGAGACGAAAUCAGAGACAAUAAAGUGAAAGCAAUGAAGGACUGCACGGAUCGUAUACCACUCAGCAAUAGGUUUGAAUGUUUGGACACAUAUAAUGUGUGA